Molecule: messenger RNA, 1028 nt
Organism: Paramecium pentaurelia
Lineage: Eukaryota; Ciliophora; Oligohymenophorea; Peniculida; Parameciidae
Source: the annotation of a GenBank genome assembly
AUGUUAUAAAUAAAAUUUGAUAAGUGGGUUAAAAUAAGGAUUGGUGAACCUAUAACUGCUUUUGAUGUUGAUAAUAACAUGAUAAUCUUUGGAGCUAUAAGUGGAUAUAUAGGAUAGUACCUUUAUAAUUAAAAUGAAUUGAGAUACAUACCUGAUGUAUUUGAGGAGAUCAUAAGAGGAGUGAGUAAAUAAUUAUAUAAACAAAAGCAAUUGAUUAAGAUAAAGUAUACAUAGUUGUAGGAGAUGUAUAUGGUUACAUUUUUGAUUAUCAAAUGAGAGAGAGUCAUCAAUGGAAAUUUGAAAGACCCCAUUCUCCUCCACUUUGUAGUUCAACCUUAUCUUUAUGUUAUAAAACUAAAACAUUACUCUUAUCUGUUGCACCAACACAGAAUAAAGAUAUUGGAGUGGACAUUUCUACAAAAAAGAAUAGUUUAUAUUUGUUUGAUCUGCAAAAUUAGGAUAGUAAUACUUAUUAUGCAGAUAUGCCAUUAUUAUAAGUUCCAUUUGAUUUUAAGGGAGAUCAAUUAUUAAUGUUGGAGUAUCUGAAAGAAGCAAAAAAGAAAUUGUCAAUAUUAUAUUUGAAUGAUCAACCUUAAAUAAUCAUUUUGUUGGAUAUUGAUCCAAAAAUUGAAUAUAUAUCACAUGGAAGAUUUAUAAAGAAUGGUAUCUUGUUUGUUGAGAAUCACAAGAUUGUUAAAAUCUACAAUCCUAUUGAGAAAUCAUAAAAAGUCAUCAAAAUAACUAAACAAUAAAUUGUGGCUCUUGAUUAUCAUGAAAAUGAUUUAACUCUAUUAGAAUAUGAUGGUACAGUCACAUUAAUGGUUAAUGAAGAAUAAAUAAUUUAAUUUAACAUUUUGAAGUACAUUUUUAUAUUAUUAUUUAAAAAGGGUUGUGUAAAUACCUUAAGAGUUAGUAAAACAUAAGUAUUUAUUUGACAUGGGCUAUCCAUAUUAUAUUAAAAAAAGAGAAAAGAGAAUUGUAAUUUCCCAUGACUUAGGACUGCUCUCCUUUACUUUAUAAAUGUGAAU